This is a messenger RNA of Phalaenopsis equestris, 1581 nucleotides long. RefSeq names its product polyadenylate-binding protein RBP45-like. Bases 54 to 1340 code for a protein of 428 amino acids. Gene Ontology annotation, molecular function: mRNA binding. Gene Ontology annotation, cellular component: cytosol. The record is from RefSeq and is a predicted model, not a curated record. The transcript is spliced from 8 exons. Lineage: Eukaryota; Viridiplantae; Streptophyta; Magnoliopsida; Asparagales; Orchidaceae.
UCCCGACCCCGUCUUGGUGGCUAGGGAUCCUAUCCUCCUACGCCGUUCACAGGAUGAUGCAGCCACAACCGAUGAAUCAGCAACAUAUGCAGAAUCAGGGGAUGACCGUGCCGCAACAGCAAUGGGCGAUGAUGCAGCCGCAGUACCAACAGGCACAACCUCCGACUUUGUGGAACCAGCAGACGUCGCAGAUCCUGCCGCCGGCGCAGGUGCCUGCGCCACAGCAGCAUCAGCUCCCUCCGCAGCACAUGUCGCAUUACGCGCCACAGACCGGCGGGAUGACUCCUGGACAGAUGCAGCAGCCUCAGCCGUCCCAGGGGUCUUCUGAUGAGAUUCGAACACUCUGGGUGGGGGAUUUGCAGUAUUGGAUGGAUGAGAAUUAUAUCUAUGGUUGUUUUGCUCAGACCGGAGAGGUUUUAUCAGUGAAGAUAAUUCGCAAUAGGCACACCCAACAGUCAGAAGGUUAUGGUUUUAUAGAGUUUGCAUCUCGUUCAAUGGCACAACAAGUUCUUCAGACAUAUAAUGGUCAAAUGAUGCCUAAUAGUGAGCAGGCCUUCAGACUAAAUUGGGCAUCAUUGGGGGCAGGUGAGAGACGAGGGGAUGAUGCUUCCGAGUAUACCAUAUUUGUUGGUGAUUUAGCUGCAGAUGUGACGGAUUAUCUCUUGCUAGAGACAUUCAAACCUCGCUAUUCCUCUGUUAGGGGGGCAAAAGUUGUUACAGAUAGAGCAACUGGACGUUCAAAAGGCUAUGGUUUUGUUAAGUUUGGAGAUUUGAAUGAGCAGUCGCGUGCUAUGAAUGAAAUGAAUGGGGUUUUUUGUUCUUCAAGGCCUAUGAGGAUUGGGCCUGCAUCUAGCAAGAACAAUGCAGGCAUUCAGCAACAAAAUCCUACAAAAGCUUCUUACCAAACACAACAAGGAACUGACUCUGAGAAUGAUCCAAAUAAUACCACCAUAUUUGUUGGUGGUCUUGAUUCAAGUGUUUCUGAUGAUAUCUUACGACAAUUAUUUAGCCCAUAUGGGGAAUUGGUCCACGUGAAAAUCCCCGUCGGAAAACGCUGUGGAUUUGUUCAAUUUGCAAACAGAGGAAAUGCAGAGGAGGCUUUACAGAUGCUAAAUGGAACUCCUCUUGGAGGUCAGAAUAUCCGACUUUCAUGGGGCCGAACUCCUUCAAACAAGCAGUCACCACAGGACCAGAACCAAUGGAAUGGUAAUUAUUAUGGAUAUUCUCAGGGCUAUAAUGCAUAUGGAUAUGCCCCACCUCAACAAGACCCGAACAUGUAUGCAUAUGCAUCAUACCAGGGGUAUGGAAAUUAUCAACAGCAGGCAAAUCAACAGCAAUAGUGAUAUUCUGCUUGCCAUUGGGACUCGAAUUAUUAUUCCAAGGAAGAUGUAGCGUGGGGAGGAUAUUGGACCGUCAGUGAUUAACUUUGGCGAGGGGCUGCUUUUAAGACUUAAUAUAUUUUGCAUCGUUUAGUUCUGUUUUGUUUCUUUGUUUAAAAAAUGAUUCAUGUUUAUGUUGUGUGCUAAUUUGCUAUGUUGCCAACAUGGUGUUUUAUUGCAUAUGACUUGUACUCUGAGUGAA